Molecule: messenger RNA, 1745 nt
Organism: Trachemys scripta elegans
Lineage: Eukaryota; Metazoa; Chordata; Testudines; Emydidae
Gene: HNRNPA1
Product: heterogeneous nuclear ribonucleoprotein A1
Exons: 11
Coding region: 112-1257 (381 amino acids)
Molecular function (GO): RNA binding
Source: RefSeq, a predicted model, not a curated record
AGGCAGCGACGCAUUCGUCAUUCAGCCCUUUCUGUAUCGGCGCCUCACGGAGGAAGCAUCGCGCGCGCAGCCGUCUGAGACAGAGGCCUGCACCCCCCCCCACCCGCCGCCAUGUCCAAGUCCGAGUCCCCUAAGGAACCUGAGCAGCUGCGCAAGCUCUUCAUCGGUGGCCUGAGCUUCGAGACAACAGAUGAGAGCCUUCGUGGCCACUUCGAGCAAUGGGGCACACUCACCGAUUGCGUGGUAAUGAGAGAUCCAAAUACCAAGCGCUCCAGGGGCUUUGGGUUUGUUACAUACUCUACAGUAGAAGAGGUUGAUGCUGCCAUGAAUGCUAGACCACACAAAGUUGAUGGCAGAGUUGUUGAACCAAAGAGGGCCGUAUCCAGAGAGGACUCUCAGAGGCCUGGAGCUCACCUGACAGUGAAGAAAAUCUUUGUUGGUGGGAUUAAGGAAGACACAGAGGAGCACCACCUGAGAGACUACUUUGAACAGUAUGGCAAAAUUGAAGUGAUUGAGAUCAUGACAGACCGUGGCAGUGGCAAGAAGAGAGGCUUUGCGUUCGUCACCUUUGAUGACCACGACUCUGUGGACAAGAUUGUUAUUCAGAAAUAUCACACUGUGAAUGGCCACAACUGCGAAGUGAGGAAAGCACUGUCGAAGCAAGAAAUGGCCAGCGCUUCAUCCAGCCAAAGAGGUCGCAGUGGCUCUGGGAACUUCAGUGGUGGUGGCCGUGGAGGUGGAUUUGGUGGAAAUGACAACUUUAACCGUGGCAGCAACUUCAGUGGUCGUGGUGGGUUUGGUGGCAGCCGCGGUGGUGGCUAUGGAGGCAGUGGAGACGGCUAUAAUGGAUUUAGCAAUGAGGGUUAUGGUGGUGGCGGUGGUGGCCCUAGCUACUCUGGGGGAAGCAGAGGCUACGGUGGCAGUGGCAACUAUGAUGGCUAUAACAACGGAGGUGGUGGCUUUGGCAGUGGCAGUGGAGGAAGCAGCUUUGGAGGUGGCGGAAACUACAAUGACUUUGGCAGUUACAACAACCAAUCUUCAAACUUUGGCCCUAUGAAAGGAGGGAACUUCGGAGGCAGAAGCUCUGGUCCAUACAGCAGUGGUGGGGGGGUCGCACUCGGAGGCUUGCUAUCUGAAAGGGGUCACCAGAACAAAAGUUUGAGAACCACUGCUAUAACGCCAUCUCCAAUUGCUCUCUCAGGUGGCUACGGUGGCUCCAGUAGUGGCGGUAGUUAUGGAGGUGGGAGAAGGUUUUAACUACCAGGAGGAAAUGCCCAGUGCUAAGCCUGCCCUCUAAACUAGAGGACUCCAUGUACGUCUGCAGUGGCUGCUUUAAAAGGUGAGAUCUGUGGGGGGUUUCUCAUUGUAGGCCACUCUGUUCAUGACGGCUGUUAAUGCCUGGUGUCUUCUCUUCAUAGCUCUUUGUUGGGAAAACUACCUCUGUUGGGCCUGGGGUAGAUUUCAGCCCUCAAACAGGAAUAAGGGAUGUGGCUUUGUCUAGUGUGAAGCAAUUUAGAAGCCCACGCAAGAAGCAGACCAAGUAGGGAUCCCAAAUGACUUGCGGUAAUGUCUGCUCUCUACUCAUGUGUUCUCUCACUUCCUUGCAAUACUUUCUCUUAUCUAGCUGGAAGCCCAGACGAUGUCUCCGUGGCGAGUCGCAGAGCUGCUGUGUAGCUGUGUUCACUGGUUCAUAUUUGAACGCAUCUUUUUAAAUAAAGACUUUAUAUAUUUUUACAAUAAAGCUA